CUCACUUUGCUCUUGCUGAGUACGGCUCGUGGAUUACUAUGUAGACUGUACCACACAGAAGACUUGACUGUCUUCUAGCAUGGGGACCCUCUGGCACUUACAAUGCAUUUUGAUUUUAUUCUGUAUUUUGGUGCUGAAUACCACAGGGAUCAAACACAGACCAACCGGUGGCUUGAGAUCAUGGGAUCCUGCAACAGCUUACCUCACUCGAUGUGAUUUUAACAACAACUCAAGACCAUUUUGUGACUGGACCCAACCUUGCACUGUGAACCAGGGCGUAUGGAUACGAACCAAGCAUGAGACUCCAACAGAUGGAACAGGUCCUGAUGGAGACUAUCCUGAUGGAAAAGGCUAUUUCAUCUACCAAGAAGCAAGCAAUCUGAUCCCAUUUGACACUAACAGGCUUGAGAGCCCAGAUAUUGUGGUUUCUGAAAAGAUAUGCAUAGACUUCUGGUACUAUAUGUUUGGGUCAGAAGACAGGAAUGAACUGAGAGUGCUUAUCCAAGACAGCACAGGGGAGUUAACGGCAUGGAGUCGGAAGGGAAACCAAAGUUCCUCUUGGAUUUAUGGUGCUGUCACACAUACUUUUCCAACACAGAGAAAGAUAAAGGUCAUUUUUGAGGCUGUCCGAGGACUGACAGAGUAUGCAGAUACGGCACUGGACAAUGUGAGAGUAAGAGAUGGAUCCUGUGAUGCAGUCAGCACCCCUGUACCACCAACACCUACACCAACGGCACCUAUGCCACCUGCUGUGACAGAAGCAACUUGCACUAUACAUGGAGAUCCUCAUUAUUUAACUUUUGAUAAGCAGCGUCAUGACUUCAUGGGCACUUGCACCUACACGCUCUCCAAGCUGUGUGAGAACAACAGCUCACUGCCCUACUUCAACGUGGAAGCUGCUAACGAGCACAGAAGAGGCAACAAACGUGUGUCCUAUGUCCAAUCUGUGGACAUUGAUGUUUAUGGCUACAGGAUCAAUCUGGGUAAAAACAGAGUUGUUAAGGUUGAUGGAGUCAGCCAGGUACUCCCUCUGACCUUGGGCAAUAGUGUCAGCAUUUCCCUCAGUGGUCAAUAUGUUGUGGUUACUACUGACUUUGGGCUGAAGGUCAAGUUUGAUGGAGAUCACAGAGCAGAAAUCACUCUUCCCAGUGCCUAUAUAUCAAAAGUCUGUGGGAUAUGUGGAAAUUAUAAUGGGGACAAAAAAGAUGACUUUCUUAACCCAGAUGGAGGGAUGGAAACAGACUCAGCCAGCCUUGGAAACAGUUGGCAAGUUUACAACGACUCAAGGUGCUUGCCAGAUGAUGGCCAUAUCCCAAAUUGCACUGCUGAUGAAAAACAUAUGAUCCAAAGCAAUAAAUACUGUGGUCUGAUCACUGAUCCCAGUGGUCCAUUCCAGAAUUGUCACUCAGUAGUUGAUCCACAGAGCUAUUUUGAAGACUGCCAGUAUGAUCUCUGUGAGCUUCAUUUGAGCAGCGAAGCCCUCUGUCAAAACCUGCAGGCUUAUGCAGACAUGUGCCAAGCUGCAGGAGUCCAGCUGACACCAUGGAGAAAUGCAACCUUCUGCCCACUAGCCUGCCCAGCCAACAGCCACUAUGAGCCCUGUGCUGCAGCUUGCCCUGCUACAUGCGUUAACCCAACCGCAUCAUACAACUGCAGCUUGCCGUGCGUGGAGGGAUGUGUAUGCGACAGCGGGUACCUGCUCUACAACAGUCAGUGUGUGCCCAGCCAGCAGUGUGGGUGCUGGCACAACGGGCAGCACUACCCGGUGGGCUCAGAGUUCUGGACGGACAACACCUGCUCGUCCAAGUGCACAUGUCCCACGCGAGGAGGCAAAGUCCAGUGCUCCAGUGCAUCGUGCCCUGCUGGCCAGUUCUGUGGUGUGCAGAAUGGGAAACCCGAGUGCCUGGAACACUCCUACGGCAUCUGUCACGUCCACGGGGACCCUCACUACAACACCUUUGACAAGGUGACGCACAACUUCAUGGGGAACUGCACGUACACCCUGGCCAAAGUGUGCUCCAACACCUCCGUGCCGUACUUCAACGUUGAGGCAAAGAACGAGCAUCGUGGCAACCCCCGAGUGUCCUACGUGCGUGAAGUCGUGGUCGAUGUGUACGGAGAGCGCAUUACCAUACUCAAGCAGGAGAGGAGCCGAGUGCUGGUGAACGGUGAGUACCGGACCCUGCCGGUGAGCGCAGCAGGAGGAGCCAUCACCGUGAGCAGUAGCGGCCGCUACGUCGUCCUGGAGACGGACUUCAGCCUCCACGUGUCCUACGACGCUGACCACUCGGUGGAGGUGAAGGUGCCCAGCAGCUACUUCAACCUGACGUGUGGCAUGUGCGGGAACUUCAACAACCGGAGAGAGGACGAUUACAUGAUGCCCAACGGGCAGCAAGCCGCAGACUCCAAUGCGCUGGGGGAGAGCUGGCAGGUCCCAAGCAGUGACAGUGACCCCAGCUGCGGCGUGCCCCCACCAACAGAGCCCUGCCCUGCAGACAAGGAGAAGCUCUACGAGUCCGAGCAGUUCUGUGGCAUGCUGACAGCCAGACCAGGCGUUUUUGAGAGCUGCCACGCCGUGAUCAACCCGCAGAGCUACUUUGAGACCUGCUCCUACGACCUUUGUGCCAUAAGUGGUGCGCAGGAGGUGCUGUGUGGUGCGCUGGAGGCCUAUGCUGACGCAUGCCAGGCAGCUGGUGUGACUCUGCUCCCCUGGAGGAAUGCCACCUUCUGCCCUAUUGCAUGUCCUGCUAAUAGCCAUUACAAUCCAUGCACCAGUGCAUGUCCUGCAACCUGCACUGACCCUCUUGCAUCAAACAACUGCAGCAAACCUUGUGUAGAGGGAUGUGAAUGCAACGAUGGUUUUGUCAUCAGUGGGGCACAAUGUGUAUCUAUGAGCAACUGUGGCUGCUUACAGAAUGACAAAUAUUAUGAGAAAGGAGAAACUUUUUGGCAAACAAACUGUGCAGGCCAAUGUAUAUGUGUUGGAAAUGGGACUGUGCUUUGCAAUUCAGACACAUGCGAAGCAAAUGAAGUUUGCAAGGUGCAGAAUGGACUCCUGGGGUGUUAUCCAUUAAAUCCCAGCACCUGCCACAUUUUCGGGGAUCCACAUUACGUAACCUUUGAUGGGAGACUGUAUCAUUUCCAAGGAGACUGCAAUUAUACAGUUGUCGAGACUUGCACAAACUCUUCUGAAUGGUUUUCAGUGACAACCAGAAAUAGGCAUAGAGGAAACCCAAACUGGACAGCCCUGGAUUCAGUUGCUGUCACACUGAAAAAUCUUCAUAUUGUUGUGAGGAGAGACAAAGAGACCUUUGUGGAUGGAGCUCAGGUUUUCCCUCCUGUGGAUUUGAAGAAUGGAGCCAGAGUAGCUGUAAAAGGACGUUAUGUAGUCAUUGAUACCUCUGUAGGGAUACAGGUGAAGUUCGAUGGCGACCAGGACCUUUUUAUUCAGGUUGAUGAAAGUCUCAGGGGACAGUUAUGUGGUUUGUGUGGGACAUUCAAUGACAACCAGCUGGAUGAUUUUCUAAAACCGGAUAAAGUCCUAGAACAGGAUCCAAAUAAAUUUGGUGACAGCUGGCUACUGAAGGAUGACAACUGGGUAUGUAAUCCAGUUGCAGUUGUACCACCCACCUGUGACACAGGAAAAGAGAAAGAAUACGAAGAAAUCUGUAAAAUUAUUUUGAAAAAUAGUGGACCUUUUGAGGCUUGCCAUUGGUACAUUCCACCACAGCUGUACUUUGAGAGCUGUGUCUAUGACCUGUGUGCCACAGAGGGGAAUUCUGAACAAUUCUGCAAAAUUUUAGAGGCAUAUGCUGCUGCCUGUGAGCUUGAAGGUGUAAAUCUGGGAGAAUGGAGAAAAGAUACCAUCUGCGCUGCACCAACAGCCUGCAAUAUGUCCUGCACAUUUGAUGUUGACUUCUGUGAGUGGGAACAGGCGAUCAAUGACAACUUUGACUGGAUAAGGAACAAGGGACCAACACUCUCACCAAAUACCGGCCCUCCCCAUGACCACACAACAGGAGAUGGGUAUUAUAUCUACUUGCAAGGAAACGAGCACAAGCCAGGUGAGACAGCCAUCUUGGUCAGCACAGUUUGCAAUUCAACGGGACCACACUGCUUCCGCUUCUGGUAUCACAUGUACGGAGUGGCUGAAACCAUGGCCCUGCGGGUGUACGUUCUACACAACGAGAUAUCGACACUGGUAUGGAAAGAAGCAGGAAGCAAAGGAGACAGAUGGAUCUUGGGAGAGGUCACAGUGCACAGUGCAGGAAACCUGCAGAUUCUCCUUGAGGGCAUGAUAGGUGAAGAUUUCCGCAGUGACGUAGCACUGGAUGAUCUGUCCAUUGAACAGGGAUACUGUCCAGGCGAUGUGACCCCAACACCAGGCGCCGGCACCACCACACCUGUGGCAGAAAUAACCACACCAACACCACAGCCAGGCUCAGGAACGUGUGUGGUGGAGGGAGACCCUCACUACCACACAUUUGACAAGCAAAUCCACAACUUUAUGGGCAACUGCACCUACACCCUCUCCAAGCUGUGCGAGAGCAACAGCUCACUGCCCUUCUUCAACGUGGAAGCUGCCAAUGAACACCGAGGAGGGAACACUCGCGUGUCCUACGUCCAGUACGUGGACGUUGAUGUGUACGGCCAGCGCAUAAGGCUUGGGAAGGGUGGCGUGGUGACGGUCAACGGCGAGCCAGAGGUGCUGCCCUGCACCCCAUCUGUGGGCGUGCAAGUCUCGUCCAGCGGGUUCUACACCAUGGUGACAACAGACUUUGGCUUGAGAGUGAAGUUUGAUGGGAACCAUCGGGUGGAGGUGACGCUUCCAAGCACCUUUGGGCAGAAGGUUUGUGGCAUGUGUGGCAACUACAACGGGAUGGCAGCAGACGACUUCCUGAACCCUGACGGGGUGCAGGAGCCAGACUCCACCAGCCUGGGUAACAGCUGGCAGGUGUCUAACGACAGCAGCUGCUCAGCUGGGACGCAGUCCCCGCCAGCCUGCACUGAAACGGACAAGCAAGUCAUUGCCAGCAGCAACUUCUGUGGGCUCCUCACGGACACCAGCGGCCCGUUUGAGGUGUGCCAUGCCGUGCUGAGUGCCAGCGGUUACUUCGACACGUGCCUGUAUGACCUGUGUGAGCUGGGGCUUGAUCGCGAGGCGCUGUGCAACAGCUUGCAGUCCUAUGCAGAUGCCUGCCAGGCGCUUGGUGUCCAGAUCCCUGUGUGGAGGAACGCAACAUUCUGCCCCAUCACGUGCCCAGCCAACAGCCACUACGAGCCCUGUGCUGCAGCUUGCCCUGCUACGUGUGUUAACCCCAUGGCUCCUGUUACAUGCGGGUUGCCGUGCGUGGAGGGAUGUGUAUGCGACAGCGGGUACCUUCUCUACAACAGUCAGUGUGUGCCCAGCCAGCAGUGUGGGUGCUGGCACAACGGGCAGCACUACCCGGUGGGCUCAGAGUUCUGGACGGACAACACCUGCUCGUCCAAGUGCACAUGUCCCACGCGAGGAGGCAAAGUCCAGUGCUCCAGUGCAUCGUGCCCUGCUGGCCAGUUCUGUGGUGUGCAGAAUGGGAAACCCGAGUGCCUGGAACACUCCUACGGCAUCUGUCACGUCCACGGGGACCCUCACUACAACACCUUUGACAAGGUGACGCACAACUUCAUGGGGAACUGCACGUACACCCUGGCCAAAGUGUGCUCCAACACCUCCGUGCCGUACUUCAACGUUGAGGCAAAGAACGAGCAUCGUGGCAACCCCCGAGUGUCCUACGUGCGUGAAGUCGUGGUCGAUGUGUACGGAGAGCGCAUUACCAUACUCAAGCAGGAGAGGAGCCGAGUGCUGGUGAACGGUGAGUACCGGACCCUGCCGGUGAGCGCAGCAGGAGGAGCCAUCACCGUGAGCAGUAGCGGCCGCUACGUUGUCCUGGAGACGGACUUCAGCCUCCACGUGUCCUACGACGCUGACCACUCGGUGGAGGUGAAGGUGCCCAGCAGCUACUUCAACCUGACGUGUGGCAUGUGCGGGAACUUCAACAACCGGAGAGAGGACGAUUACAUGAUGCCCAACGGGCAGCAAGCCGCAGACUCCAAUGCGCUGGGGGAGAGCUGGCAGGUCCCAAGCAGUGACAGUGACCCCAGCUGCGGCGUGCCCCCACCAACAGAGCCCUGCCCUGCAGACAAGGAGAAGCUCUACGAGUCCGAGCAGUUCUGUGGCAUGCUGACAGCCAGACCAGGCGUUUUUGAGAGCUGCCACGCCGUGAUCAACCCGCAGAGCUACUUUGAGACCUGCUCCUACGACCUUUGUGCCAUGAGUGGUGCGCAGGAGGUGCUGUGUGGUGCGCUGGAGGCCUAUGCUGACGCAUGCCAGGCAGCUGGUGUGACUCUGCUCCCCUGGAGGAAUGCCACCUUCUGCCCCCUGCCGUGCUCUGCCAACAGCUACUAUGACCCUUGCAUGACUGGCUGUCCUGCCACCUGCGUUGACCGAGAAGCCCCGCAGAACUGUUCCAAGCCCUGCAUGGAGGGCUGUGCGUGUGCCUCUGGCUUCCUCCUCAGCGGUGACACCUGUGUGCCCGAGGCCCGCUGUGGCUGCCUCUUUGAGGGCAACUACUACAGCGAAGGCGAGUCCUUUGUGAGCGAGAACUGCUCUCGCCGGUGCCGCUGUGAAGCCAGCGGCCAGAUGGUUUGCUCUGCAUUGUCCUGUGGUGAGGAGGAGGUCUGCAAGGUCCAGAACGGCCAGCGGGGCUGUUUCCCAGCCAGCACGGCUGUGUGCCACAUCUACGGUGACCCGCAUUACAACACGUUCGAUGGGAAGCUUCACCACUUCCAGGGCUCCUGCAACUACACAGUGGUGACGGCCUGUGACAACUCCUCCCUUGGCUUCAGCAUCACCAUUCGCAACGAACAUCGGGGCAACCCGAGCUGGACGGCUCUGAACUCUGUGGCACUGUCCAUGGAAGGCCUCCACAUUGCACUGCGCAAGAAGAAGAACGUCUAUAUCAAUGGUGCUCUGGCCACCCUGCCUGCUUCUCCAACGCCCAAUGUGAACGUUUCCCUGAGUGGCUCCUACGUGCAAGUCUCUACCAAGCUGGGCCUGCAGCUACAGUUCAACGGGGACCAGGAGCUCCUGGUGAGGGUGUCGGAGAAGCACAAGGGCAAGCUGUGUGGGUUGUGUGGGACAUACACGGGCAGCAAGGAAGAUGACUUCAGGCGACCUGAUGGGGUCGUUGUGCCUGACUUCAAUGACUUUGGAGCCAGCUGGAUGGUGCCGGAUGACGAGUGGAAGUGUAACACGACCAUCUUCCCGCCUGUGUCCUGCUCCCCCUUGGAGGAGGAGGCAGCUAACAAGAAGUGUGAAGUGCUCACACAAGCCGGUGGCCCGUUCCAGCCAUGCCACGCAGUUCUGCCACCCCAGGCGUACUUUGAGAGCUGUGUCUAUGACCAGUGUGGCACGGGUGGCAGCACGGAGCAGCUGUGCAGUGACCUGAGUUCCUAUGCUGAAGCCUGUGCUGCGGCAGGGGUUGUUCUGGGAGACUGGAGCUCUGGCACGGUCUGCGCUCCCCCAGCAGCCUGCAACUUCUCCUGCACAUUUGAUGUCGACUUCUGUGAGUGGGUCCAGGAGCCGUCCAGCAGCAUUGACUGGAUAAGACACAAGGGACCAACGCCCUCUCCGGAUACCGGCCCUUCCUUUGACCACACGACUGGAGAUGGCUACUACAUCUACCUGCAUGGCAACGAUCCCUACCCCGGCUUUGUGUCACAGCUGGUCAGCCCGGUGUGCAAUUCAACGGGACCACACUGCUUCCGCUUCUGGUAUCACAUGUACGGAGUGGCUGAAACCAUGGCCCUGCGGGUGUAUGUGGCUCAGGACGGAGAGCUACUGGAGGUCUGGAAAAGCGUUGGGAACCACGGGGACAGAUGGAUCUUGGGAGAGGUCACAGUGCACAGUGCAGGAAACCUGCAGCUUGUCCUCGAGGGAGAAUGGGGGGAAGAUUUCCGCAGUGACGUAGCACUGGAUGAUCUGUCCAUUGAACAGGGAUACUGUCCAGGCGAUGUGACCCCAACACCAGGCGCCGGCACCACCACACCUGUGGCAGAAAUAACCACACCAACACCACAGCCAGGCUCAGGAACGUGUGUGGUGGAGGGAGACCCUCACUACCACACAUUUGACAAGCAAAUCCACAACUUUAUGGGCAACUGCACCUACACCCUCUCCAAGCUGUGCGAGAGCAACAGCUCACUGCCCUUCUUCAACGUGGAAGCUGCCAAUGAACACCGAGGAGGGAACACUCGCGUGUCCUACGUCCAGUACGUGGACGUUGAUGUGUACGGCCAGCGCAUAAGGCUUGGGAAGGGUGGCGUGGUGACGGUCAACGGCGAGCCAGAGGUGCUGCCCUGCACCCCAUCUGUGGGCGUGCAAGUCUCGUCCAGCGGGUUCUACACCAUGGUGACAACAGACUUUGGCUUGAGAGUGAAGUUUGAUGGGAACCAUCGGGUGGAGGUGACGCUUCCAAGCACCUUUGGGCAGAAGGUUUGUGGCAUGUGUGGCAACUACAACGGGAUGGCAGCAGACGACUUCCUGAACCCUGACGGGGUGCAGGAGCCAGACUCCACCAGCCUGGGUAACAGCUGGCAGGUGUCUAACGACAGCAGCUGCUCAGCUGGGACGCAGUCCCCGCCAGCCUGCACUGAAACGGACAAGCAAGUCAUUGCCAGCAGCAACUUCUGUGGGCUCCUCACGGACACCAGCGGCCCGUUUGAGGUGUGCCAUGCCGUGCUGAGUGCCAGCGGUUACUUCGACACGUGCCUGUAUGACCUGUGUGAGCUGGGGCUUGAUCGCGAGGCGCUGUGCAACAGCUUGCAGUCCUAUGCAGAUGCCUGCCAGGCGCUUGGUGUCCAGAUCCCUGUGUGGAGGAACGCAACAUUCUGCCCCAUCACGUGCCCAGCCAACAGCCACUACGAGCCCUGUGCUGCAGCUUGCCCUGCUACGUGUGUUAGCCCAACGGCACCAUAUAACUGCAGCUUGCCGUGCGUGGAGGGAUGUGUAUGCGACAGCGGGUACCUGCUCUACAACAGUCAGUGUGUGCCCAGCCAGCAGUGUGGGUGCUGGCACAACGGGCAGCACUACCCGGUGGGCUCAGAGUUCUGGACGGACAACACCUGCUCGUCCAAGUGCACAUGUCCCACGCGAGGAGGCAAAGUCCAGUGCUCCAGUGCAUCGUGCCCUGCUGGCCAGUUCUGUGGUGUGCAGAAUGGGAAACCCGAGUGCCUGGAACACUCCUACGGCAUCUGUCACGUCCACGGGGACCCUCACUACAACACCUUUGACAAGGUGACGCACAACUUCAUGGGGAACUGCACGUACACCCUGGCCAAAGUGUGCUCCAACACCUCCGUGCCGUACUUCAACGUUGAGGCAAAGAACGAGCAUCGUGGCAACCCCCGAGUGUCCUACGUGCGUGAAGUCGUGGUCGAUGUGUACGGAGAGCGCAUUACCAUACUCAAGCAGGAGAGGAGCCGAGUGCUGGUGAACGGUGAGUACCGGACCCUGCCGGUGAGCGCAGCAGGAGGAGCCAUCACCGUGAGCAGUAGCGGCCGCUACGUUGUCCUGGAGACGGACUUCAGCCUCCACGUGUCCUACGACGCUGACCACUCGGUGGAGGUGAAGGUGCCCAGCAGCUACUUCAACCUGACGUGUGGCAUGUGCGGGAACUUCAACAACCGGAGAGAGGACGAUUACAUGAUGCCCAACGGGCAGCAAGCCGCAGACUCCAAUGCGCUGGGGGAGAGCUGGCAGGUCCCAAGCAGUGACAGUGACCCCAGCUGCGGCGUGCCCCCACCAACAGAGCCCUGCCCUGCAGACAAGGAGAAGCUCUACGAGUCCGAGCAGUUCUGUGGCAUGCUGACAGCCAGACCAGGCGUUUUUGAGAGCUGCCACGCCGUGAUCAACCCGCAGAGCUACUUUGAGACCUGCUCCUACGACCUUUGUGCCAUGAGUGGUGCGCAGGAGGUGCUGUGUGGUGCGCUGGAGGCCUAUGCUGACGCAUGCCAGGCAGCUGGUGUGACUCUGCUCCCCUGGAGGAAUGCCACCUUCUGCCCCCUGCCGUGCUCUGCCAACAGCUACUAUGACCCUUGCAUGACUGGCUGUCCUGCCACCUGCGUUGACCGAGAAGCCCCGCAGAACUGUUCCAAGCCCUGCAUGGAGGGCUGUGCGUGUGCCUCUGGCUUCCUCCUCAGCGGUGACACCUGUGUGCCCGAGGCCCGCUGUGGCUGCCUCUUUGAGGGCAACUACUACAGCGAAGGCGAGUCCUUUGUGAGCGAGAACUGCUCUCGCCGGUGCCGCUGUGAAGCCAGCGGCCAGAUGGUUUGCUCUGCAUUGUCCUGUGGUGAGGAGGAGGUCUGCAAGGUCCAGAACGGCCAGCGGGGCUGUUUCCCAGCCAGCACGGCUGUGUGCCACAUCUACGGUGACCCGCAUUACAACACGUUCGAUGGGAAGCUUCACCACUUCCAGGGCUCCUGCAACUACACAGUGGUGACGGCCUGUGACAACUCCUCCCUUGGCUUCAGCAUCACCAUUCGCAACGAACAUCGGGGCAACCCGAGCUGGACGGCUCUGAACUCUGUGGCACUGUCCAUGGAAGGCCUCCACAUUGCACUGCGCAAGAAGAAGAACGUCUAUAUCAAUGGUGCUCUGGCCACCCUGCCUGCUUCUCCAACGCCCAAUGUGAACGUUUCCCUGAGUGGCUCCUACGUGCAAGUCUCUACCAAGCUGGGCCUGCAGCUACAGUUCAACGGGGACCAGGAGCUCCUGGUGAGGGUGUCGGAGAAGCACAAGGGCAAGCUGUGUGGGUUGUGUGGGACAUACACGGGCAGCAAGGAAGAUGACUUCAGGCGACCUGAUGGGGUCGUUGUGCCUGACUUCAAUGACUUUGGAGCCAGCUGGAUGGUGCCGGAUGACGAGUGGAAGUGUAACACGACCAUCUUCCCGCCUGUGUCCUGCUCCCCCUUGGAGGAGGAGGCAGCUAACAAGAAGUGUGAAGUGCUCACACAAGCCGGUGGCCCGUUCCAGCCAUGCCACGCAGUUCUGCCACCCCAGGCGUACUUUGAGAGCUGUGUCUAUGACCAGUGUGGCACGGGUGGCAGCACGGAGCAGCUGUGCAGUGACCUGAGUUCCUAUGCUGAAGCCUGUGCUGCGGCAGGGGUUGUUCUGGGAGACUGGAGCUCUGGCACGGUCUGCGCUCCCCCAGCAGCCUGCAACUUCUCCUGCACAUUUGAUGUCGACUUCUGUGAGUGGGUCCAGGAGCCGUCCAGCAGCAUUGACUGGAUAAGACACAAGGGACCAACGCCCUCUCCGGAUACCGGCCCUUCCUUUGACCACACGACUGGAGAUGGCUACUACAUCUACCUGCAUGGCAACGAUCCCUACCCCGGCUUUGUGUCACAGCUGGUCAGCCCGGUGUGCAAUUCAACGGGACCACACUGCUUCCGCUUCUGGUAUCACAUGUACGGAGUGGCUGAAACCAUGGCCCUGCGGGUGUAUGUGGCUCAGGACGGAGAGCUACUGGAGGUCUGGAAAAGCGUUGGGAACCACGGGGACAGAUGGAUCUUGGGAGAGGUCACAGUGCACAGUGCAGGAAACCUGCAGCUUGUCCUCGAGGGAGAAUGGGGGGAAGAUUUCCGCAGUGACGUAGCACUGGAUGAUCUGUCCAUUGAACAGGGAUACUGUCCAGGCGAUGUGACCCCAACACCAGGCGCCGGCACCACCACACCUGUGGCAGAAAUAACCACACCAACACCACAGCCAGGCUCAGGAACGUGUGUGGUGGAGGGAGACCCUCACUACCACACAUUUGACAAGCAAAUCCACAACUUUAUGGGCAACUGCACCUACACCCUCUCCAAGCUGUGCGAGAGCAACAGCUCACUGCCCUUCUUCAACGUGGAAGCUGCCAAUGAACACCGAGGAGGGAACACUCGCGUGUCCUACGUCCAGUACGUGGACGUUGAUGUGUACGGCCAGCGCAUAAGGCUUGGGAAGGGUGGCGUGGUGACGGUCAACGGCGAGCCAGAGGUGCUGCCCUGCACCCCAUCUGUGGGCGUGCAAGUCUCGUCCAGCGGGUUCUACACCAUGGUGACAACAGACUUUGGCUUGAGAGUGAAGUUUGAUGGGAACCAUCGGGUGGAGGUGACGCUUCCAAGCACCUUUGGGCAGAAGGUUUGUGGCAUGUGUGGCAACUACAACGGGAUGGCAGCAGACGACUUCCUGAACCCUGACGGGGUGCAGGAGCCAGACUCCACCAGCCUGGGUAACAGCUGGCAGGUGUCUAACGACAGCAGCUGCUCAGCUGGGACGCAGUCCCCGCCAGCCUGCACUGAAACGGACAAGCAAGUCAUUGCCAGCAGCAACUUCUGUGGGCUCCUCACGGACACCAGCGGCCCGUUUGAGGUGUGCCAUGCCGUGCUGAGUGCCAGCGGUUACUUCGACACGUGCCUGUAUGACCUGUGUGAGCUGGGGCUUGAUCGCGAGGCGCUGUGCAACAGCUUGCAGUCCUAUGCAGAUGCCUGCCAGGCGCUUGGUGUCCAGAUCCCUGUGUGGAGGAACGCAACAUUCUGCCCCAUCACGUGCCCAGCCAACAGCCACUACGAGCCCUGUGCUGCAGCUUGCCCUGCUACGUGUGUUAGCCCAACGGCACCAUAUAACUGCAGCUUGCCGUGCGUGGAGGGAUGUGUAUGCGACAGCGGGUACCUUCUCUACAACAGUCAGUGUGUGCCCAGCCAGCAGUGUGGGUGCUGGCACAACGGGCAGCACUACCCGGUGGGCUCAGAGUUCUGGACGGACAACACCUGCUCGUCCAAGUGCACAUGUCCCACGCGAGGAGGCAAAGUCCAGUGCUCCAGUGCAUCGUGCCCUGCUGGCCAGUUCUGUGGUGUGCAGAAUGGGAAACCCGAGUGCCUGGAACACUCCUACGGCAUCUGUCACGUCCACGGGGACCCUCACUACAACACCUUUGACAAGGUGACGCACAACUUCAUGGGGAACUGCACGUACACCCUGGCCAAAGUGUGCUCCAACACCUCCGUGCCGUACUUCAACGUUGAGGCAAAGAACGAGCAUCGUGGCAACCCCCGAGUGUCCUACGUGCGUGAAGUCGUGGUCGAUGUGUACGGAGAGCGCAUUACCAUACUCAAGCAGGAGAGGAGCCGAGUGCUGGUGAACGGUGAGUACCGGACCCUGCCGGUGAGCGCAGCAGGAGGAGCCAUCACCGUGAGCAGUAGCGGCCGCUACGUUGUCCUGGAGACGGACUUCAGCCUCCACGUGUCCUACGACGCUGACCACUCGGUGGAGGUGAAGGUGCCCAGCAGCUACUUCAACCUGACGUGUGGCAUGUGCGGGAACUUCAACAACCGGAGAGAGGACGAUUACAUGAUGCCCAACGGGCAGCAAGCCGCAGACUCCAAUGCGCUGGGGGAGAGCUGGCAGGUCCCAAGCAGUGACAGUGACCCCAGCUGCGGCGUGCCCCCACCAACAGAGCCCUGCCCUGCAGACAAGGAGAAGCUCUACGAGUCCGAGCAGUUCUGUGGCAUGCUGACAGCCAGACCAGGCGUUUUUGAGAGCUGCCACGCCGUGAUCAACCCGCAGAGCUACUUUGAGACCUGCUCCUACGACCUUUGUGCCAUGAGUGGUGCGCAGGAGGUGCUGUGUGGUGCGCUGGAGGCCUAUGCUGACGCAUGCCAGGCAGCUGGUGUGACUCUGCUCCCCUGGAGGAAUGCCACCUUCUGCCCCCUGCCGUGCUCUGCCAACAGCUACUAUGACCCUUGCAUGACUGGCUGUCCUGCCACCUGCGUUGACCGAGAAGCCCCGCAGAACUGUUCCAAGCCCUGCAUGGAGGGCUGUGCGUGUGCCUCUGGCUUCCUCCUCAGCGGUGACACCUGUGUGCCCGAGGCCCGCUGUGGCUGCCUCUUUGAGGGCAACUACUACAGCGAAGGCGAGUCCUUUGUGAGCGAGAACUGCUCUCGCCGGUGCCGCUGUGAAGCCAGCGGCCAGAUGGUUUGCUCUGCAUUGUCCUGUGGUGAGGAGGAGGUCUGCAAGGUCCAGAACGGCCAGCGGGGCUGUUUCCCAGCCAGCACGGCUGUGUGCCACAUCUACGGUGACCCGCAUUACAACACGUUCGAUGGGAAGCUUCACCACUUCCAGGGCUCCUGCAACUACACAGUGGUGACGGCCUGUGACAACUCCUCCCUUGGCUUCAGCAUCACCAUUCGCAACGAACAUCGGGGCAACCCGAGCUGGACGGCUCUGAACUCUGUGGCACUGUCCAUGGAAGGCCUCCACAUUGCACUGCGCAAGAAGAAGAACGUCUAUAUCAAUGGUGCUCUGGCCACCCUGCCUGCUUCUCCAACGCCCAAUGUGAACGUUUCCCUGAGUGGCUCCUACGUGCAAGUCUCUACCAAGCUGGGCCUGCAGCUACAGUUCAACGGGGACCAGGAGCUCCUGGUGAGGGUGUCGGAGAAGCACAAGGGCAAGCUGUGUGGGUUGUGUGGGACAUACACGGGCAGCAAGGAAGAUGACUUCAGGCGACCUGAUGGGGUCGUUGUGCCUGACUUCAAUGACUUUGGAGCCAGCUGGAUGGUGCCGGAUGACGAGUGGAAGUGUAACACGACCAUCUUCCCGCCUGUGUCCUGCUCCCCCUUGGAGGAGGAGGCAGCUAACAAGAAGUGUGAAGUGCUCACACAAGCCGGUGGCCCGUUCCAGCCAUGCCACGCAGUUCUGCCACCCCAGGCGUACUUUGAGAGCUGUGUCUAUGACCAGUGUGGCACGGGUGGCAGCACGGAGCAGCUGUGCAGUGACCUGAGUUCCUAUGCUGAAGCCUGUGCUGCGGCAGGGGUUGUUCUGGGAGACUGGAGCUCUGGCACGGUCUGCGCUCCCCCAGCAGCCUGCAACUUCUCCUGCACAUUUGAUGUCGACUUCUGUGAGUGGGUCCAGGAGCCGUCCAGCAGCAUUGACUGGAUAAGACACAAGGGACCAACGCCCUCUCCGGAUACCGGCCCUUCCUUUGACCACACGACUGGAGAUGGCUACUACAUCUACCUGCAUGGCAACGAUCCCUACCCCGGCUUUGUGUCACAGCUGGUCAGCCCGGUGUGCAAUUCAACGGGACCACACUGCUUCCGCUUCUGGUAUCACAUGUACGGAGUGGCUGAAACCAUGGCCCUGCGGGUGUAUGUGGCUCAGGACGGAGAGCUACUGGAGGUCUGGAAAAGCGUUGGGAACCACGGGGACAGAUGGAUCUUGGGAGAGGUCACAGUGCACAGUGCAGGAAACCUGCAGCUUGUCCUCGAGGGAGAAUGGGGGGAAGAUUUCCGCAGUGACGUAGCACUGGAUGAUCUGUCCAUUGAACAGGGAUACUGUCCAGGCGAUGUGACCCCAACACCAGGCGCCGGCACCACCACACCUGUGGCAGAAAUAACCACACCAACACCACAGCCAGGCUCAGGAACGUGUGUGGUGGAGGGAGACCCUCACUACCACACAUUUGACAAGCAAAUCCACAACUUUAUGGGCAACUGCACCUACACCCUCUCCAAGCUGUGCGAGAGCAACAGCUCACUGCCCUUCUUCAACGUGGAAGCUGCCAAUGAACACCGAGGAGGGAACACUCGCGUGUCCUACGUCCAGUACGUGGACGUUGAUGUGUACGGCCAGCGCAUAAGGCUUGGGAAGGGUGGCGUGGUGACGGUCAACGGCGAGCCAGAGGUGCUGCCCUGCACCCCAUCUGUGGGCGUGCAAGUCUCGUCCAGCGGGUUCUACACCAUGGUGACAACAGACUUUGGCUUGAGAGUGAAGUUUGAUGGGAACCAUCGGGUGGAGGUGACGCUUCCAAGCACCUUUGGGCAGAAGGUUUGUGGCAUGUGUGGCAACUACAACGGGAUGGCAGCAGACGACUUCCUGAACCCUGACGGGGUGCAGGAGCCAGACUCCACCAGCCUGGGUAACAGCUGGCAGGUGUCUAACGACAGCAGCUGCUCAGCUGGGACGCAGUCCCCGCCAGCCUGCACUGAAACGGACAAGCAAGUCAUUGCCAGCAGCAACUUCUGUGGGCUCCUCACGGACACCAGCGGCCCGUUUGAGGUGUGCCAUGCCGUGCUGAGUGCCAGCGGUUACUUCGACACGUGCCUGUAUGACCUGUGUGAGCUGGGGCUUGAUCGCGAGGCGCUGUGCAACAGCUUGCAGUCCUAUGCAGAUGCCUGCCAGGCGCUUGGUGUCCAGAUCCCUGUGUGGAGGAACGCAACAUUCUGCCCCAUCACGUGCCCAGCCAACAGCCACUACGAGCCCUGUGCUGCAGCUUGCCCUGCUACGUGUGUUAACCCCAUGGCUCCUGUUACAUGCGGGUUGCCGUGCGUGGAGGGAUGUGUAUGCGACAGCGGGUACCUUCUCUACAACAGUCAGUGUGUGCCCAGCCAGCAGUGUGGGUGCUGGCACAACGGGCAGCACUACCCGGUGGGCUCAGAGUUCUGGACGGACAACACCUGCUCGUCCAAGUGCACAUGUCCCACGCGAGGAGGCAAAGUCCAGUGCUCCAGUGCAUCGUGCCCUGCUGGCCAGUUCUGUGGUGUGCAGAAUGGGAAACCCGAGUGCCUGGAACACUCCUACGGCAUCUGUCACGUCCACGGGGACCCUCACUACAACACCUUUGACAAGGUGACGCACAACUUCAUGGGGAACUGCACGUACACCCUGGCCAAAGUGUGCUCCAACACCUCCGUGCCGUACUUCAACGUUGAGGCAAAGAACGAGCAUCGUGGCAACCCCCGAGUGUCCUACGUGCGUGAAGUCGUGGUCGAUGUGUACGGAGAGCGCAUUACCAUACUCAAGCAGGAGAGGAGCCGAGUGCUGGUGAACGGUGAGUACCGGACCCUGCCGGUGAGCGCAGCAGGAGGAGCCAUCACCGUGAGCAGUAGCGGCCGCUACGUUGUCCUGGAGACGGACUUCAGCCUCCACGUGUCCUACGACGCUGACCACUCGGUGGAGGUGAAGGUGCCCAGCAGCUACUUCAACCUGACGUGUGGCAUGUGCGGGAACUUCAACAACCGGAGAGAGGACGAUUACAUGAUGCCCAACGGGCAGCAAGCCGCAGACUCCAAUGCGCUGGGGGAGAGCUGGCAGGUCCCAAGCAGUGACAGUGACCCCAGCUGCGGCGUGCCCCCACCAACAGAGCCCUGCCCUGCAGACAAGGAGAAGCUCUACGAGUCCGAGCAGUUCUGUGGCAUGCUGACAGCCAGACCAGGCGUUUUUGAGAGCUGCCACGCCGUGAUCAACCCGCAGAGCUACUUUGAGACCUGCUCCUACGACCUUUGUGCCAUGAGUGGUGCGCAGGAGGUGCUGUGUGGUGCGCUGGAGGCCUAUGCUGACGCAUGCCAGGCAGCUGGUGUGACUCUGCUCCCCUGGAGGAAUGCCACCUUCUGCCCCCUGCCGUGCUCUGCCAACAGCUACUAUGACCCUUGCAUGACUGGCUGUCCUGCCACCUGCGUUGACCGAGAAGCCCCGCAGAACUGUUCCAAGCCCUGCAUGGAGGGCUGUGCGUGUGCCUCUGGCUUCCUCCUCAGCGGUGACACCUGUGUGCCCGAGGCCCGCUGUGGCUGCCUCUUUGAGGGCAACUACUACAGCGAAGGCGAGUCCUUUGUGAGCGAGAACUGCUCUCGCCGGUGCCGCUGUGAAGCCAGCGGCCAGAUGGUUUGCUCUGCAUUGUCCUGUGGUGAGGAGGAGGUCUGCAAGGUCCAGAACGGCCAGCGGGGCUGUUUCCCAGCCAGCACGGCUGUGUGCCACAUCUACGGUGACCCGCAUUACAACACGUUCGAUGGGAAGCUUCACCACUUCCAGGGCUCCUGCAACUACACAGUGGUGACGGCCUGUGACAACUCCUCCCUUGGCUUCAGCAUCACCAUUCGCAACGAACAUCGGGGCAACCCGAGCUGGACGGCUCUGAACUCUGUGGCACUGUCCAUGGAAGGCCUCCACAUUGCACUGCGCAAGAAGAAGAACGUCUAUAUCAAUGGUGCUCUGGCCACCCUGCCUGCUUCUCCAACGCCCAAUGUGAACGUUUCCCUGAGUGGCUCCUACGUGCAAGUCUCUACCAAGCUGGGCCUGCAGCUACAGUUCAACGGGGACCAGGAGCUCCUGGUGAGGGUGUCGGAGAAGCACAAGGGCAAGCUGUGUGGGUUGUGUGGGACAUACACGGGCAGCAAGGAAGAUGACUUCAGGCGACCUGAUGGGGUCGUUGUGCCUGACUUCAAUGACUUUGGAGCCAGCUGGAUGGUGCCGGAUGACGAGUGGAAGUGUAACACGACCAUCUUCCCGCCUGUGUCCUGCUCCCCCUUGGAGGAGGAGGCAGCUAACAAGAAGUGUGAAGUGCUCACACAAGCCGGUGGCCCGUUCCAGCCAUGCCACGCAGUUCUGCCACCCCAGGCGUACUUUGAGAGCUGUGUCUAUGACCAGUGUGGCACGGGUGGCAGCACGGAGCAGCUGUGCAGUGACCUGAGUUCCUAUGCUGAAGCCUGUGCUGCGGCAGGGGUUGUUCUGGGAGACUGGAGCUCUGGCACGGUCUGCGCUCCCCCAGCAGCCUGCAACUUCUCCUGCACAUUUGAUGUCGACUUCUGUGAGUGGGUCCAGGAGCCGUCCAGCAGCAUUGACUGGAUAAGACACAAGGGACCAACGCCCUCUCCGGAUACCGGCCCUUCCUUUGACCACACGACUGGAGAUGGCUACUACAUCUACCUGCAUGGCAACGAUCCCUACCCCGGCUUUGUGUCACAGCUGGUCAGCCCGGUGUGCAAUUCAACGGGACCACACUGCUUCCGCUUCUGGUAUCACAUGUACGGAGUGGCUGAAACCAUGGCCCUGCGGGUGUAUGUGGCUCAGGACGGAGAGCUACUGGAGGUCUGGAAAAGCGUUGGGAACCACGGGGACAGAUGGAUCUUGGGAGAGGUCACAGUGCACAGUGCAGGAAACCUGCAGCUUGUCCUCGAGGGAGAAUGGGGGGAAGAUUUCCGCAGUGACGUAGCACUGGAUGAUCUGUCCAUUGAACAGGGAUACUGUCCAGGCGAUGUGACCCCAACACCAGGCGCCGGCACCACCACACCUGUGGCAGAAAUAACCACACCAACACCACAGCCAGGCUCAGGAACGUGUGUGGUGGAGGGAGACCCUCACUACCACACAUUUGACAAGCAAAUCCACAACUUUAUGGGCAACUGCACCUACACCCUCUCCAAGCUGUGCGAGAGCAACAGCUCACUGCCCUUCUUCAACGUGGAAGCUGCCAAUGAACACCGAGGAGGGAACACUCGCGUGUCCUACGUCCAGUACGUGGACGUUGAUGUGUACGGCCAGCGCAUAAGGCUUGGGAAGGGUGGCGUGGUGACGGUCAACGGCGAGCCAGAGGUGCUGCCCUGCACCCCAUCUGUGGGCGUGCAAGUCUCGUCCAGCGGGUUCUACACCAUGGUGACAACAGACUUUGGCUUGAGAGUGAAGUUUGAUGGGAACCAUCGGGUGGAGGUGACGCUUCCAAGCACCUUUGGGCAGAAGGUUUGUGGCAUGUGUGGCAACUACAACGGGAUGGCAGCAGACGACUUCCUGAACCCUGACGGGGUGCAGGAGCCAGACUCCACCAGCCUGGGUAACAGCUGGCAGGUGUCUAACGACAGCAGCUGCUCAGCUGGGACGCAGUCCCCGCCAGCCUGCACUGAAACGGACAAGCAAGUCAUUGCCAGCAGCAACUUCUGUGGGCUCCUCACGGACACCAGCGGCCCGUUUGAGGUGUGCCAUGCCGUGCUGAGUGCCAGCGGUUACUUCGACACGUGCCUGUAUGACCUGUGUGAGCUGGGGCUUGAUCGCGAGGCGCUGUGCAACAGCUUGCAGUCCUAUGCAGAUGCCUGCCAGGCGCUUGGUGUCCAGAUCCCUGUGUGGAGGAACGCAACAUUCUGCCCCAUCACGUGCCCAGCCAACAGCCACUACGAGCCCUGUGCUGCAGCUUGCCCUGCUACGUGUGUUAGCCCAACGGCACCAUAUAACUGCAGCUUGCCGUGCGUGGAGGGAUGUGUAUGCGACAGCGGGUACCUGCUCUACAACAGUCAGUGUGUGCCCAGCCAGCAGUGUGGGUGCUGGCACAACGGGCAGCACUACCCGGUGGGCUCAGAGUUCUGGACGGACAACACCUGCUCGUCCAAGUGCACAUGUCCCAUGCGAGGAGGCAAAGUCCAGUGCUCCAGUGCAUCGUGCCCUGCUGGCCAGUUCUGUGGUGUGCAGAAUGGGAAACCCGAGUGCCUGGAACACUCCUACGGCAUCUGUCACGUCCACGGGGACCCUCACUACAACACCUUUGACAAGGUGACGCACAACUUCAUGGGGAACUGCACGUACACCCUGGCCAAAGUGUGCUCCAACACCUCCGUGCCGUACUUCAACGUUGAGGCAAAGAACGAGCAUCGUGGCAACCCCCGAGUGUCCUACGUGCGUGAAGUCGUGGUCGAUGUGUACGGAGAGCGCAUUACCAUACUCAAGCAGGAGAGGAGCCGAGUGCUGGUGAACGGUGAGUACCGGACCCUGCCGGUGAGCGCAGCAGGAGGAGCCAUCACCGUGAGCAGUAGCGGCCGCUACGUUGUCCUGGAGACGGACUUCAGCCUCCACGUGUCCUACGACGCUGACCACUCGGUGGAGGUGAAGGUGCCCAGCAGCUACUUCAACCUGACGUGUGGCAUGUGCGGGAACUUCAACAACCGGAGAGAGGACGAUUACAUGAUGCCCAACGGGCAGCAAGCCGCAGACUCCAAUGCGCUGGGGGAGAGCUGGCAGGUCCCAAGCAGUGACAGUGACCCCAGCUGCGGCGUGCCCCCACCAACAGAGCCCUGCCCUGCAGACAAGGAGAAGCUCUACGAGUCUGAGCAGUUCUGUGGCAUGCUGACAGCCAGACCAGGCGUUUUUGAGAGCUGCCACGCCGUGAUCAACCCGCAGAGCUACUUUGAGACCUGCUCCUACGACCUUUGUGCCAUGAGUGGUGCGCAGGAGGUGCUGUGUGGUGCGCUGGAGGCCUAUGCUGACGCAUGCCAGGCAGCUGGUGUGACUCUGCUCCCCUGGAGGAAUGCCACCUUCUGCCCCCUGCCGUGCUCUGCCAACAGCUACUAUGACCCUUGCAUGACUGGCUGUCCUGCCACCUGCGUUGACCGAGAAGCCCCGCAGAACUGUUCCAAGCCCUGCAUGGAGGGCUGUGCGUGUGCCUCUGGCUUCCUCCUCAGCGGUGACACCUGUGUGCCCGAGGCCCGCUGUGGCUGCCUCUUUGAGGGCAACUACUACAGCGAAGGCGAGUCCUUUGUGAGCGAGAACUGCUCUCGCCGGUGCCGCUGUGAAGCCAGCGGCCAGAUGGUUUGCUCUGCAUUGUCCUGUGGUGAGGAGGAGGUCUGCAAGGUCCAGAACGGCCAGCGGGGCUGUUUCCCAGCCAGCACGGCUGUGUGCCACAUCUACGGUGACCCGCAUUACAACACGUUCGAUGGGAAGCUUCACCACUUCCAGGGCUCCUGCAACUACACAGUGGUGACGGCCUGUGACAACUCCUCCCUUGGCUUCAGCAUCACCAUUCGCAACGAACAUCGGGGCAACCCGAGCUGGACGGCUCUGAACUCUGUGGCACUGUCCAUGGAAGGCCUCCACAUUGCACUGCGCAAGAAGAAGAACGUCUAUAUCAAUGGUGCUCUGGCCACCCUGCCUGCUUCUCCAACGCCCAAUGUGAACGUUUCCCUGAGUGGCUCCUACGUGCAAGUCUCUACCAAGCUGGGCCUGCAGCUACAGUUCAACGGGGACCAGGAGCUCCUGGUGAGGGUGUCGGAGAAGCACAAGGGCAAGCUGUGUGGGUUGUGUGGGACAUACACGGGCAGCAAGGAAGAUGACUUCAGGCGACCUGAUGGGGUCGUUGUGCCUGACUUCAAUGACUUUGGAGCCAGCUGGAUGGUGCCGGAUGACGAGUGGAAGUGUAACACGACCAUCUUCCCGCCUGUGUCCUGCUCCCCCUUGGAGGAGGAGGCAGCUAACAAGAAGUGUGAAGUGCUCACACAAGCCGGUGGCCCGUUCCAGCCAUGCCACGCAGUUCUGCCACCCCAGGCGUACUUUGAGAGCUGUGUCUAUGACCAGUGUGGCACGGGUGGCAGCACGGAGCAGCUGUGCAGUGACCUGAGUUCCUAUGCUGAAGCCUGUGCUGCGGCAGGGGUUGUUCUGGGAGACUGGAGCUCUGGCACGGUCUGCGCUCCCCCAGCAGCCUGCAACUUCUCCUGCACAUUUGAUGUCGACUUCUGUGAGUGGGUCCAGGAGCCGUCCAGCAGCAUUGACUGGAUAAGACACAAGGGACCAACGCCCUCUCCGGAUACCGGCCCUUCCUUUGACCACACGACUGGAGAUGGCUACUACAUCUACCUGCAUGGCAACGAUCCCUACCCCGGCUUUGUGUCACAGCUGGUCAGCCCGGUGUGCAAUUCAACGGGACCACACUGCUUCCGCUUCUGGUAUCACAUGUACGGAGUGGCUGAAACCAUGGCCCUGCGGGUGUAUGUGGCUCAGGACGGAGAGCUACUGGAGGUCUGGAAAAGCGUUGGGAACCACGGGGACAGAUGGAUCUUGGGAGAGGUCACAGUGCACAGUGCAGGAAACCUGCAGCUUGUCCUCGAGGGAGAAUGGGGGGAAGAUUUCCGCAGUGACGUAGCACUGGAUGAUCUGUCCAUUGAACAGGGAUACUGUCCAGGCGAUGUGACCCCAACACCAGGCGCCGGCACCACCACACCUGUGGCAGAAAUAACCACACCAACACCACAGCCAGGCUCAGGAACGUGUGUGGUGGAGGGAGACCCUCACUACCACACAUUUGACAAGCAAAUCCACAACUUUAUGGGCAACUGCACCUACACCCUCUCCAAGCUGUGCGAGAGCAACAGCUCACUGCCCUUCUUCAACGUGGAAGCUGCCAAUGAACACCGAGGAGGGAACACUCGCGUGUCCUACGUCCAGUACGUGGACGUUGAUGUGUACGGCCAGCGCAUAAGGCUUGGGAAGGGUGGUGUGGUGACGGUCAACGGCGAGCCAGAGGUGCUGCCCUGCACCCCAUCUGUGGGCGUGCAAGUCUCGUCCAGCGGGUUCUACACCAUGGUGACAACAGACUUUGGCUUGAGAGUGAAGUUUGAUGGGAACCAUCGGGUGGAGGUGACGCUUCCAAGCACCUUUGGGCAGAAGGUUUGUGGCAUGUGUGGCAACUACAACGGGAUGGCAGCAGACGACUUCCUGAACCCUGACGGGGUGCAGGAGCCAGACUCCACCAGCCUAGGUAACAGCUGGCAGGUGUCUAACGACAGCAGCUGCUCAGCUGGGACGCAGUCCCCGCCAGCCUGCACUGAAACGGACAAGCAAGUCAUUGCCAGCAGCAACUUCUGUGGGCUCCUCACGGACACCAGCGGCCCGUUUGAGGUGUGCCAUGCCGUGCUGAGUGCCAGCGGUUACUUCGACACGUGCCUGUAUGACCUGUGUGAGCUGGGGCUUGAUCGCGAGGCGCUGUGCAACAGCUUGCAGUCCUAUGCAGAUGCCUGCCAGGCGCUUGGUGUCCAGAUCCCUGUGUGGAGGAACGCAACAUUCUGCCCCAUCACGUGCCCAGCCAACAGCCACUACGAGCCCUGUGCUGCAGCUUGCCCUGCUACGUGUGUUAACCCCAUGGCUCCUGUUACAUGCGGGUUGCCGUGCGUGGAGGGAUGUGUAUGCGACAGCGGGUACCUUCUCUACAACAGUCAGUGUGUGCCCAGCCAGCAGUGUGGGUGCUGGCACAACGGGCAGCACUACCCGGUGGGCUCAGAGUUCUGGACGGACAACACCUGCUCGUCCAAGUGCACAUGUCCCACGCGAGGAGGCAAAGUCCAGUGCUCCAGUGCAUCGUGCCCUGCUGGCCAGUUCUGUGGUGUGCAGAAUGGGAAACCCGAGUGCCUGGAACACUCCUACGGCAUCUGUCACGUCCACGGGGACCCUCACUACAACACCUUUGACAAGGUGACGCACAACUUCAUGGGGAACUGCACGUACACCCUGGCCAAAGUGUGCUCCAACACCUCCGUGCCGUACUUCAACGUUGAGGCAAAGAACGAGCAUCGUGGCAACCCCCGAGUGUCCUACGUGCGUGAAGUCGUGGUCGAUGUGUACGGAGAGCGCAUUACCAUACUCAAGCAGGAGAGGAGCCGAGUGCUGGUGAACGGUGAGUACCGGACCCUGCCGGUGAGCGCAGCAGGAGGAGCCAUCACCGUGAGCAGUAGCGGCCGCUACGUUGUCCUGGAGACGGACUUCAGCCUCCACGUGUCCUACGACGCUGACCACUCGGUGGAGGUGAAGGUGCCCAGCAGCUACUUCAACCUGACGUGUGGCAUGUGCGGGAACUUCAACAACCGGAGAGAGGACGAUUACAUGAUGCCCAACGGGCAGCAAGCCGCAGACUCCAAUGCGCUGGGGGAGAGCUGGCAGGUCCCAAGCAGUGACAGUGACCCCAGCUGCGGCGUGCCCCCACCAACAGAGCCCUGCCCUGCAGACAAGGAGAAGCUCUACGAGUCCGAGCAGUUCUGUGGCAUGCUGACAGCCAGACCAGGCGUUUUUGAGAGCUGCCACGCCGUGAUCAACCCGCAGAGCUACUUUGAGACCUGCUCCUACGACCUUUGUGCCAUGAGUGGUGCGCAGGAGGUGCUGUGUGGUGCGCUGGAGGCCUAUGCUGACGCAUGCCAGGCAGCUGGUGUGACUCUGCUCCCCUGGAGGAAUGCCACCUUCUGCCCCCUGCCGUGCUCUGCCAACAGCUACUAUGACCCUUGCAUGACUGGCUGUCCUGCCACCUGCGUUGACCGAGAAGCCCCGCAGAACUGUUCCAAGCCCUGCAUGGAGGGCUGUGCGUGUGCCUCUGGCUUCCUCCUCAGCGGUGACACCUGUGUGCCCGAGGCCCGCUGUGGCUGCCUCUUUGAGGGCAACUACUACAGCGAAGGCGAGUCCUUUGUGAGCGAGAACUGCUCUCGCCGGUGCCGCUGUGAAGCCAGCGGCCAGAUGGUUUGCUCUGCAUUGUCCUGUGGUGAGGAGGAGGUCUGCAAGGUCCAGAACGGCCAGCGGGGCUGUUUCCCAGCCAGCACGGCUGUGUGCCACAUCUACGGUGACCCGCAUUACAACACGUUCGAUGGGAAGCUUCACCACUUCCAGGGCUCCUGCAACUACACAGUGGUGACGGCCUGUGACAACUCCUCCCUUGGCUUCAGCAUCACCAUUCGCAACGAACAUCGGGGCAACCCGAGCUGGACGGCUCUGAACUCUGUGGCACUGUCCAUGGAAGGCCUCCACAUUGCACUGCGCAAGAAGAAGAACGUCUAUAUCAAUGGUGCUCUGGCCACCCUGCCUGCUUCUCCAACGCCCAAUGUGAACGUUUCCCUGAGUGGCUCCUACGUGCAAGUCUCUACCAAGCUGGGCCUGCAGCUACAGUUCAACGGGGACCAGGAGCUCCUGGUGAGGGUGUCGGAGAAGCACAAGGGCAAGCUGUGUGGGUUGUGUGGGACAUACACGGGCAGCAAGGAAGAUGACUUCAGGCGACCUGAUGGGGUCGUUGUGCCUGACUUCAAUGACUUUGGAGCCAGCUGGAUGGUGCCGGAUGACGAGUGGAAGUGUAACACGACCAUCUUCCCGCCUGUGUCCUGCGCCCCCUUGGAGGAGGAGGCAGCUAACAAGAAGUGUGAAGUGCUCACACAAGCCGGUGGCCCGUUCCAGCCAUGCCACGCAGUUCUGCCACCCCAGGCGUACUUUGAGAGCUGUGUCUAUGACCAGUGUGGCACGGGUGGCAGCACGGAGCAGCUGUGCAGUGACCUGAGUUCCUAUGCUGAAGCCUGUGCUGCGGCAGGGGUUGUUCUGGGAGACUGGAGCUCUGGCACGGUCUGCGCUCCCCCAGCAGCCUGCAACUUCUCCUGCACAUUUGAUGUCGACUUCUGUGAGUGGGUCCAGGAGCCGUCCAGCAGCAUUGACUGGAUAAGACACAAGGGACCAACGCCCUCUCCGGAUACCGGCCCUUCCUUUGACCACACGACUGGAGAUGGCUACUACAUCUACCUGCAUGGCAACGAUCCCUACCCCGGCUUUGUGUCACAGCUGGUCAGCCCGGUGUGCAAUUCAACGGGACCACACUGCUUCCGCUUCUGGUAUCACAUGUACGGAGUGGCUGAAACCAUGGCCCUGCGGGUGUAUGUGGCUCAGGACGGAGAGCUACUGGAGGUCUGGAAAAGCGUUGGGAACCACGGGGACAGAUGGAUCUUGGGAGAGGUCACAGUGCACAGUGCAGGAAACCUGCAGCUUGUCCUCGAGGGAGAAUGGGGGGAAGAUUUCCGCAGUGACGUAGCACUGGAUGAUCUGUCCAUUGAACAGGGAUACUGUCCAGGCGAUGUGACCCCAACACCAGGCGCCGGCACCACCACACCUGUGGCAGAAAUAACCACACCAACACCACAGCCAGGCUCAGGACCAUCUACACCAAAACCUGGGACACCCUUGCCUGACGUCUCAACACCACCUCCACACCCACUAACAACCACACCGAGCUCAGGACUAUCAACACCAAAACCUGGGACACCCUUGCCAGACAUCUCAACGCCACCUCCACACCCAAUAACAACCACACCGAGCUCAGGACCUUCAACACCAAACCCUGGGACACCCUUGCCAGACAUUUCAACGCCGCCUCCACACCCACUAACAACUACACCGAGCUCAGGACCAUCAACACCAAAACCUGGGACACCCUUGCCAGACAUCUCAACACCACCUCCACACCCACUAACAACCACACCGAGCUCAGGACCAUCAACACCAAAGCCUGGGACACCCUUGCCAGACAUCUCAACGCCACCUCCACACCCAAUAACAACCACACCGAGCUCAGGACCAUCAACACCAAAACCUGGGACACCCUUGCCAGACAUCUCAACACCACCUCCACACCCACUAACAACCACACCGAGCUCAGGACCGUCAACACCAAAGCCUGGGACACCCUUGCCAGACAUCUCAACGCCACCUCCACACCCACUAACAACCACACCGAGCUCAGGACCAUCAACACCAAAACCUGGGACACCCUUGCCAGACGUCUCAACACCACCUCCACACCCACUAACAACCACACCGAGCUCAGGACCAUCAACACCAAAGCCUGGGACACCCUUGCCAGACAUCUCAACGCCACCUCCACACCCAAUAACAACCACACCGAGCUCAGGACCGUCAACACCAAAACCUGGGACACCCUUGCCAGACAUCUCAACACCACCUCCACACCCACUAACAACCACACCGAGCUCAGGACCAUCAACACCAAAGCCUGGGACACCCUUGCCAGACAUCUCAACGCCACCUCCACACCCAAUAACAACCACACCGAGCUCAGGACCAUCAACACCAAAACCUGGGACACCCUUGCCAGACAUCUCAACACCACCUCCACACCCACUAACAACCACACCGAGCUCAGGACCGUCAACACCAAAGCCUGGGACACCCUUGCCAGACAUCUCAACGCCACCUCCACACCCACUAACAACCACACCGAGCUCAGGACCAUCAACACCAAAACCUGGGACACCCUUGCCAGACGUCUCAACACCACCUCCACACCCACUAACAACCACACCGAGCUCAGGACCAUCAACACCAAAGCCUGGGACACCCUUGCCAGACAUCUCAACGCCACCUCCACACCCAAUAACAACCACACCGAGCUCAGGACCGUCAACACCAAAACCUGGGACACCCUUGCCAGACAUCUCAACACCACCUCCACACCCACUAACAACCACACCGAGCUCAGGACCGUCAACACCAAAGCCUGGGACACCUUUGCCAGACAUCUCAACGCCACCUCCACACCCAAUAACAACCACACCGAGCUCAGGACCAUCAACACCAAAACCUGGGACACCCUUGCCAGACGUCUCAACACCACCUCCACACCCACUAACAACCACACCGAGCUCAGGACCAUCAACACCAAAGCCUGGGACACCCUUGCCAGACAUCUCAACGCCACCUCCACACCCAAUAACAACCACACCGAGCUCAGGACCAUCAACACCAAAACCUGGGACACCCUUGCCAGACAUCUCAACACCACCUCCACACCCACUAACAACCACACCGAGCUCAGGACCGUCAACACCAAAGCCUGGGACACCCUUGCCAGACAUCUCAACGCCACCUCCACACCCACUAACAACCACACCGAGCUCAGGACCAUCAACACCAAAACCUGGGACACCCUUGCCAGACAUCUCAACGCCGCCCCCACACCCAAUAACAACCACACCAAGCUCAGGUCCAUCAACUCCAAAACCUGGGACACCCUUACCAGACAUCUCAACACCACCUUCACACUUACCAACUCCAUCACCUACACCAAGUUCCAGCCAUGCUUCCUGCAGUGCCUCUGGGGAUCCACAUUACAACACUUUUGAUCACAGAGUUCAUAAUUUCAUGGGAAACUGUUCUUACACCCUCUCCAAAGUGUGUAACAUCUCUCAGAAUAUUCCAUACUUUGAUGUGUCCACAACAAAUGAGCACAGAGGAUCCAACACCAAAGUCUCUUAUGUGAAGUCAGUGCAAGUGGAAGUCUAUGGCUACCAGAUUUCUAUGCUGAAAAGCAAGAAAGUGAAUGUGAAUGGCAGCAGAAUGAACCUACCCAUCUUUAUUGAAAAGAAAAUCAGUAUUCAAAACAGUGGUAGUUAUGUUCUCUUGGAAACUGACUUUGGACUGUGGGUGAGAUAUGAUGGAAAUCACUAUGCAGAAGUCUCUGUGCCAUCUGAUUACAGUGGCCUGCUCUGUGGCCUGUGUGGUAAUUAUAAUGGUGAUCCAAAUGAUGACAACAUAAAGCCCAACGGUGACACUGCAAGUAAUUCCAAUGAACUUGGACAAAGCUGGCUUGUACCUGAGAAUAACACCAUGUGCUCUGUCGGAACAGAAGACCAAUGUGAUGCUGUGCUGGAGAGUGAAGCAAAGAAGAAUACAGCAUGUGGCAUGAUCACAGACCCAACAGGAAUCUUCAAGGAUUGCCACAACAAAGUGCCUCCCGAAAAUUUCUUCAAUAAUUGUGUUUAUGACAUGUGUUUCACUGAGGGACAGGCAACAUCCUUAUGCUAUGGACUGCAGGCCUACGCCGAGUCAUGUAUCAAUGCUGGAAUAUGUAUAGAGUGGAGAAAUGCUACUCUUUGCCCAAUAUCCUGUCCUGGAGGCAGCAUCUACAAAGGCUGUGGUACUAGGUGUCCCUCUACUUGUGUGAACUCCUCGGCUGCUAGUACCUGUAGUUCAUUGCCAGUGGAGGGUUGCUUCUGUAAGGAUGGCUAUGUUCUGAGUGGAGACACAUGUGUGCCAGAAAGCAACUGUGGUUGUGUUGAUGACAAAAACCACUAUCAUGAGCUGGGUGAAAGCUGGUUCACCAAUUAUUCCUGCACUGAACGCUGCACUUGCAAUGCUAAUAACAUGAUUGCUUGUUCAUCCUGGGAGUGUGGAGUACGAGAGGAAUGCAGUGUUAAGGAUGGUGUGCUGGGCUGUCAUUCCAGUGGCCAAGUAACGUGUCAGGUAGCAGGAGAUCCCCACUAUUUCACCUUUGAUAGAUUGAUGUACACAUUUGUGGGUACCUGCACCUACACUUUGGUUAAGUCUGUCAGCUACAAUGUCAACCCAAUAACCAUCCUUGGCAAGAACGAAGACCGAGGGCUAAGAGGAGCCACAUACCUGAAAGAAGUCUACAUUGAUGUGUAUGGUACACGAAUCACCCUUCGGAAAAGCAAAGAAAUCCUGCUGAACAGUGAGAGGGUCUACACUCCAGUGGAGAACCGGGUGCGGGGGGUGUCCAUUGGAAAUAUUGGCAAUUACCUAGUAGUGGAAACAGACUUUGGUGUGAUAGUCAAAUAUGAUGGCGAUGACCACCUGGAAAUAACUCUCCCACAAUCUUACUUCUCAAAGGUACAAGGCAUGUGUGGUAACUUCAACGACAAUUAUAAAGAUGAUCUGUCCUUGCCCAAUGGUACACUUGUCAGUGUCACACAGUUUGGAAAUAGCUGGAAAGUAGAAGAAGACAGUGAUGCAGGUUGUUUGUCAGACUCAAGAGAAGAUGAUGUUCCUCCUUGCACUGAUGAGAAUAAACCAAUCAUUGAAAGUCAGUGCAACGUCCUAAAAUCAGACAAAUUCAAAGCAUGUCAUGAUCUGGUGAAUCCCGAAGACUUCAUAAAGAUCUGCACCUAUGACAUGUGUCGAUAUGAUGGCAUGAAGUCUGCCCUCUGUGACAUAGUUCAGUUCUAUGUGGACACCUGCAGGAAUCAAGGCAUCACCAUCACGUGGAGGAAUAGCACAUUUUGUCCAUUGCCCUGUCCAUCCCACAGCCAUUACACAGCCUGUGCCUCUGCCUGCCCAUCAACAUGCAAUGACAUUUUUGCCUCAUCCCUUUGUGAGAAGACAGAAUCAUGCACAGAGGGCUGUGAGUGUGAUGAUAAUUAUGUGCUCAGUAAUGACAAGUGUGUUCCUCUCAGCAACUGUGGCUGCAGGGAUGAUGACAACAAUUACUACAGUGCUGGGGAGACCUGGAUUACUCCACACUGCACCGAAAGAUGUCAAUGUCAGCAGAAUGGUGUCAUCAGAUGUCAGAGUUACGGAUGUGAUUCUAAAGAAACCUGCUUGAUCAAAAGUGGAAAAUACAAGUGCAAUCCAACAGGUUUUGGCAAGUGCCGGAUCAUAGGCGAUCCACAUUAUAUCACAUUUGAUGGUUUGGUGCACCACUUCCAAGGGAAAUACACGUAUAUUCUGACUCAGACCAUCCCUGACCUACCUGAUACUCUGACACAGUUCAGCGUCGAAGGCGUGAACUAUCCUCUUCGUCUAAACCGACGCAUUACUUACUUGAAAGAGAUUAUCAUCAACGUUUACAAUCACGAAGUGCGAUUCAGGCAAGGCAAGCAGAUACUGUUGGAUGGUGUAAGGGUGAGAGCCCCUGUUCGUCCCCAUGAUGGUAUUCGUAUAUAUCAGAGGACAACAAGAAUUUACCUGGAGACAGAUUUUGGCUUAUACCUGAGCUACGAUGGUGAUCAAAAUGCAGAUAUAAAGCUGGCCAACACCUACAACAACAGAGUAGAAGGUUUGUGUGGUGACUUUGACGGGAGACCUAGAAAUGACUUCACAAACCCAGAUGGUGUUUGGCUGAAGAAUGUGAAUGCAUUUGGUGAGAGCUGGAAGGUUCCUGUGAAAAGAAGAACCUCUCGAUUCAGGCGAGAAACCAUUGUGGAAGAUGAGCCUGAUGAGGAACCAGAUACAGGGCUCUAUCAAGGCUGCAGUGAAAAUAAGCUGAUGCAAGAAAACAGCACUUCUAAGUGUCAAAUUCUGACUGCAUUGGAUGGUCCUUUUGCAAAUUGUCAUUCUGCAGUCCCACCAGAGCCCUAUUCCACGAACUGCAUCUUCGAUAUGUGUGUAGAAGAUGAUGCUGACACGUUAUGUCGCCAUCUGAAGGAGUACGUGCUGGCUUGUCAGGAGCAAGGAGUCAAUAUGGAAGGCUGGAGGCAACAGACAGCUUGUGAGAUGUCGUGUCCACCCAACAGCAAAUACAACUCAUGCAUGACUGCUUGCCCAGCAUCCUGCAGCGACAUGACCAGCCCCUCUGAGUGUGAAUCGCCUUGUGUUGAAGGCUGUGAAUGUCUCCCUGGCUAUGUUCUUAGUGACUCUGAAUGUGUGCCUUACAGAGAAUGUGGCUGCACAUACCUUGACAAAUAUUAUGAGAUUGGAGAGGUGUUCACCACUGAUGACUGCUCCCAGAAAUGCCAGUGCACAGAGAGCUCCACUGUCACCUGCUCUAACAUACUGUGUGGUUCUGAUGAAAUCUGUAACAUUGCAAACUACACUCGUGGGUGCUACAGGAGUGGACCGUGUAUGCCAAGUCCUUGCCAGAAUGAUGGAAUUUGCUCUGAAACAACCAAUGACACCUCUGAUAACUACUACUGUGAAUGUACAGAGCUGUACAUGGGACAAAGAUGCAAUAUUGAAAGGAUAGAUGACACAAGUAUCCCAGAGAGUUCUCAGAGCAAUACAGUUGCCAUCGCUGUUGGAGUUACAGUAGCAGUGGUUGCCGUUGUCAUUCUCAUCACCUCUGCAGUGUAUCUGUUCAGAAGGAGGAGAAAGGCAGAUGCCAACAUCAAUGCACGGAAUUCAUCUUUGCACGAGUCUGAGGAUUCAUCAGGUGACAGAGUACGGGAACACAAUUAUGGCUACGUAGUGAACGCUGCAUUUGACCAAGAUGAACCCCACAGUACAUACCUGUAGUUAGUGUGUUUUUCUGUGUCUGUGUGUGUUUUUUUUUUUUCCCCCAAUUCAUACGUAUUACUUUCUGCUCUUGUAUUUUAAUAAUAUUUCUAACACUUUCAGAAUAAUAAAUAAAUAAUUGCAUUUA
Molecule: messenger RNA, 32510 nt
Organism: Gallus gallus (chicken)
Lineage: Eukaryota; Metazoa; Chordata; Aves; Galliformes; Phasianidae
Gene: FCGBP
Product: Fc fragment of IgG binding protein
Exons: 143
Coding region: 80-32383 (10767 amino acids)
Cellular component (GO): membrane; extracellular matrix
Molecular function (GO): protein binding
Source: RefSeq, a predicted model, not a curated record